AGCGAUGUUGUAAUGUUUUCUCUUUCUGUAGGUGAUGUUUUGUUCCGGGACUCUCGUGUGUUCGAUAUGUUUAGAUGACACGGUUCAGGGGGACACCAUCGCUCGACUGCGCUGUCUCUGUGUCUAAGUUACCACAAAGAGAUUGAGAAACAUUCACUAACAGUCAUACACACACAUAACUGUUGUCAUCUGUGGAAAUUUAAACAUUUAAGAAAGUAGUUUAUUUCAGAGUUUUGCAGAAAGCAGCCUUCUGAAACGCGAACACGGGUUUCCGAGUUUUUUUUUCCUGGGGUACGCGGCUUGCUGUGCGCCUACAUGAUGUGACAAGGGGCGUUCGUAACUGGAUACUGUAUUUUGCUGUCAGCACGAGAAAACCACAUUUUUAAGGCGCCAUUUUUUCAAUGGGACUUAAUCUUUGGAUCGGAAAAACUGAGCUUAAAACUUUGUCGUAAACUCUCAGCCUCAGAUGCCACACCUAAAGGAUGGAGCGAUAUUAAGGUCUGGCUACGCGAGUGUUUUCAACCCAUGCAGCUCCAUGAAGAUUAAAUGAAUCAUGGGGGAUAGAAAAACAUUGGGCGGUGGGGAUUUUUCUCCAGGAUGCAGGCAAUUCUGUGUGGAGAAACCAGACUUACUGGAGGCCAGCUGUGUAUCCAUGACAAGUGACAAGUCUUUGGAUUCACCACUUAACUUUACUGGAGAACUUACAUCAACUGAUAUGAGGCAGAGAUCAAACACACCAGAGCCCAGCUGUGUGUCCAUGAAGAGUGACCAGUCUUCGGAGAGAGAUAAACCAAACAUGUUAACAGAUAUGAGGCAGAGAUCAACCCCCCCAGAACCAAGAUGUGGGUCCAUGGAAGGUGACUGUUCUUUAAAAGAGCCAGUGACAUUUAAGGGAAAAACUAAUCUGAGUUCUGACUCUCAACUGGUCCAAAGUAAAUUAAAAUCAAAUCUGUUGAAGAAGUGUCAGUGUCUGUAUGAAGGAACAGCAACACAGCAAAACCCAACACUCCUGAAUGAGAUCUACACAGAGCUCUACAUCACAGAGAGUGAAAGUGGAGAGAUCAAUAAUGAGCAUGAGGUGAGGCAGCUUGAGAUACAAUCCAGGAGAGCAGCAACAGAGGACAAACCAGUCAAAUGCAAUGACAUCUUUAGACCUUUACCUGGACAAGACAAAGCCAUCAGAACUGUGCUGACAAAGGGAGUCGCUGGCAUUGGAAAAACAGUCUCUGUGCAGAAGUUCAUUGUGGACUGGGCUGAAGGGAAAGAGAAUCAGGACAUCCAGCUCAUAUUUCCACUUCCUUUCAGAGAGCUCAACUUUAUGAAGGACAAAACACUCAGUCUUUCAGAUCUUCUUUAUGAUUUUUUUCCUGAAAUCAAAGAAAUAGAACCGUUUAGUGGUGAAUAUAAAAUUAUCUUUAUUUUUGAUGGUCUGGAUGAGUGUUGCCUGUUUCUUAAUUUUCAGAGUGAUGUGAGGUUAUAUGAUAUAAAUGAAUCAGCUUCAUUGGAUGUGCUGCUGAUGAACCUCAUUGUGGGGAAUCUGCUUCCCUCUGCUCUCAUCUGGAUCACCUCCAGACCUGCAGCAGCUGAUCUCAUUCCCUCUGAGUGUGUCCAUCGAGUGACAGAGGUACGAGGCUUCAAUGAUCCACAGAAGGAGGAAUACUUCAGGAAGAGAUUCAGUGAUCAGAGUCUGGCCAAUACAAUCAUCACACACCUGAAGUCAUCAAGGAGCCUCUACAUCAUGUGCCACAUCCCAGUGUUCUGCUGGAUCUCAGCCACUGUUCUAGAGAAGAUGUUGAGUGAAGCAGAGAGUGAAGAGAUUCCCAAGACUCUCACUCAAAUGUACACACACUUCCUGAUUAUUCAGACCAACAUCAAACACGAGAAGGACUAUGAGAAGAAAGUCAAAGAUGAAAACAUGAUUCUCAAACUAGGGAAACUGGCUUUUGAGCAGCUUGUGAAAGGCAACCUGAUCUUCUAUGAGGAAGACCUGAGAGAUUGUGGCAUUAAUGAGACAGAAGCAUCAGUGUACUCAGGAUUGUGCACUCAGAUCUUCAAAGAGGAUUUUGGCUUGUGUCAUGGGAAAGUCUUCUGCUUUGUUCAUCUGAGCAUUCAGGAACAUCUAGCAGCUCUAUAUGCACACCUGUCCUUUACAAACAAGAACAGAAAUGUGUUUGACCAAAGCAAACAAGGUCUGCUGUCUAAGUUUUUACAUUUGAAGAAACAUCAUUCAUUAUCUGGUUUGCAUCAGAGAGCUGUGGAUGAGGCAUUAUGGAGUAAGAAUGGACAUUUGGACCUUUUCCUGCGUUUUCUUCUAGGUCUCUCAUUGGAGUCCAAUCAGACUCUCUUACGAGAACUACUGGCACCAACAGGUAGCUGGUUCUACAACAAAAACAAGACAUCUGAGUUCAUCAAAGAGAAGGUCAGGAGGAAUUGCUCUGCAGAGAGAUCCAUCAAUCUGUUCCACUGUCUGAAUGAACUGGGUGAUGAUUCACUGAUGCACGAGAUCCAAGAUUAUCUGAAAUCUGGAAAAAUAAAGCAAACCCAAUUGUCCUCUUCACAGUGGUCAGCUCUGGUUUAUGUGUUACUGACAUCAGAGCAGAAGUUGGAUGAGUUUGAUUUUAAACAGUUUAUUGGAGCCCAAAAUACAGCAGAUGAAGUUCUUCAAAAGCUGUUGCCUGUGGUUAAAGAAUCCAGAUCAGUUCAGUUGAUAAAUUGUGGUGUCACAGAUGAAGGUUGUGCUGCUCUGGCUUCAGCUCUGGGAUCAAACCCCUCAUGUCUGCGACAUUUGAAUCUGUCACUGAAUAAACUAGGAGAAUCAGGACUGAAUCUGCUCUCUGAUGGACUGAAGAAUCCUCACUGUAAACUGGCAAUACUGUGGUUGAGUGGUUGUGGAGUCACAGAUGAAGGUUGUGCUGUUCUGGCUUCAGCUCUGAGAUUAAACCCCUCACACCUGAGAGAACUGUGUCUGACUGGAAAUAAACUAAGGGACUCGGGAGUCAAUCUGCUAUCUGAUCUACUGAAGAUUCCUCACUGUAAACUGGAGAUACUGGGGUUGAGAGAUUGUGGAGUCACAGAUGAAGGUUGUGCUGCUCUGGCUUCAGUUCUGAGAUCAAACCCCUCACACCUGAGAGAACUGGAUCUGUCACUUAAUGAAAUAGGAGCAUUAGGCCUUAAUCUCCUCUCUGAUGGACUGAAGAAUCCUCACUGUAAACUGAAAACACUGGGGUUGAGGGAUUGUGGAGUCACACAGGAAGGUUGUGCUGCUCUGGCUUCAGCUCUGAGAUCAAACCCCUCACAUCUGCGAGAACUGGAUCUGUCUUGGAAUAAACUAAGGGACUUAGAUGUGAAGCUGCUCUCUGAUCUGAAAGAUGAUCCACAUUAUAAACUGAAGACACUUAAUCGAUUCCAUGAGGAGAGAUCAAACUCACCAGAGUCCAGCUGUGUAUCAAUGAAGAGUGACCAGUCUUUGGAGAAACCAGCAGAAUUCAAGAGGGAAAACACAUCAGCUGAUCUGAGUAGAUUCCAUGAGGAGAGUUUAAACUCACCAGAGUCCAGCUGUGUGUCAAUGAAGAGUUCCCAGUCUAUGGGGAAACCAGCAGAAUUCAAGAGGAAAAACACUUCAGCUGAUCUGAGUAGAUUCCAUGAGGAGAGUUCAAACUCACCAGAGUCCAGCUGUGUGUCAAUGAAGAGUGACCAGUCUAUGGGGAAACUAGCAGAAUUCAAGAGGAAAAACACUUCAGCUGAUCUGAGUCGAUUCCAUGAGCAGAGUUCAAACUCACCAGAGUCCAGCUGUGUGUCAAUGAAGAGUGACCAGUCUAUGGGGAAACUAGCAGAAUUCAAGAGGAAAAACACUUCAGCUGAUCUGAGUCAUUUCCACAGUAAGUCCAGCUGUGUGUCAAUGAAGAGUGACCAGUCUAUGGAGAAACCAGCAGAAUUCAAGAGAGAAAACACAUCAGCUGAUCUGAGUCAUUUCCACAGUCAGUUCAGCCAUGUGUCCAUAAAGAGUGACUGGUCUUUGGACAAACCAGUAGAAUUUAGGGAAAGACACACAUCAGCUGAUCAGAGUUGUGGCUCACAACUGAUGCAAAGCACAUUCAAGGCAAAUCUGCUGAAGAAGUGUCAGUGUCUGUAUGAAGGAACAGCAAAGCAGGGAAAUCAAACACUCCUGAAUGAGAUCUACACAGAGCUCUACAUCACAGAGAGUGAAAGUGGAGAGAUCAGUAAUGAGCAUGAGGUGAGACAGAUUGAGACACAAUCCAGGAGAGCAGCAACAGAGGACACACCAAUCAAAUGCAAUGACAUCUUUAGACCUUUACCUGGACAAGACAAAGCCAUCAGAACUGUGCUGACAAAGGGAGUCGCUGGCAUUGGAAAAACAGUCUCUGUGCAGAAGUUCAUUGUGGACUGGGCUGAAGGGAAAGAGAAUCAGGACAUCCAGCUCAUAUUUCCACUUCCUUUCAGAGAGCUGAACUUGAUGAAAAACAAAAAACUCAGUUUUUCAGAUCUUCUUUAUGUCUUUUUCCCUGAAACCAAAGAAUUGAAACCAUUUAGUGUUGAAUAUAAAGUUAUCUUUAUUUUUGAUGGUCUGGAUGAGUGUCAUAUGUCUCUGGAUUUUCAGAGUAAUGUGAGGUUGUGUGAUGUAAGUAAAACAACCUCAGUGGAUGUGCUGCUGAUGAACCUCAUUGUGGGGAAUCUGCUUCCCUCUGCUCUCAUCUGGAUCACCUCCAGACCAGCAGCAGCUGAUCUCGUCCCCUCUGAGUGUGUCCAUCGAGUGACAGAGAUACGAGGCUUUAAUGAUCCACAGAAGGAGGAAUACUUCAGGAAGAGAAUCAGUGAUCAGAGUUUGGCCAAUACAAUCAUCACACACCUGAAGUCAUCAAGGAGCCUCUACAUCAUGUGCCACAUCCCAGUGUUCUGCUGGAUCUCAGCCACUGUUCUAGAGAAGAUGUUGAGUGAAGCAGAGAGUGGAGAGAUUCCCAAGACUCUCACUCAAAUGUACACACACUUCCUGAUCAUUCAGACCAACAUCAAACAUGGCAAAAACUAUGAGAAGAAAUUCGAAGAUGAAGUCAUGAUUUUCAAACUGGGGAAACUGGCUUUUCAGCAGCUUGUGAAAGGCAACCUGAUCUUCUAUGAGGAAGACCUGAGAGAGUGUGGCAUUGAUGUGACAGAAGCAUCAGUGUACUCAGGAUUGUGCACUCAGAUCUUCAGAGAGGAGUUUGGAUUGUAUCAGGGGAAAGUCUUCUGCUUUGUUCAUCUGAGCAUCCAGGAACAUUUAGCAGCUCUAUAUGCACACAUCACUUUUACAAAAAAACACAAAAAUGUGUUUAUUACUGUGGUAUCUAGUCCUCUUAAGCAUUUAAAGACUACUUUACGUGUUUCAUUAUCUGGUCUGCAUCAGACAGCUGUGAAAAAGGCAUUCAAGAGUAAGAAUGGAAACCUAGACCUUUUCCUACGUUUUCUUCUGGGUCUCUCAUUGGAGUCCAAUCAGACUCUGUUACGAAAACUAUUGACACAGACAGGAAGCUGCUCCUACAACAAAGAGAGAACAGUUAAGUACAUGAAACAGAAGAUCAGGGAGAAUCGCUCUCCAGAGAGAUCCAUCAAUCUGUUCCACUGUCUGAAUGAACUGGGCGAUGAUUCACUGAUGCAGGAGAUUCAAGAUUAUCUAAAAUCUGGACAAAUAGGAGAAACCAAAUUUUCCUCUUCACAGUGGUCAGCUCUGGUUUAUGUGUUGCUGACAUCAGAGCAAAAGAUGGAAGUUUUUGAUCUAAACCAGUUUAUUGGAGCACAAAAUACAGCAGAUGAAGUUCUUCAGAAGCUGCUGCCUGUGGUUAAAGAAUCCAGAUCAGUUCAGCUGAGUGAUUGUGGUGUCACAGAUAAGGGUUGUGCUGCUCUGGCUUCAGCUUUGAGAUCAAACCCCUCAAACCUGAAAGAACUGGAUCUGUCUAGAAUUGAACUAGGAGCGUCAGGACUGAAUCUACUCUCUGAUGGACUGAAGGAUCCUCACUGUAAACUGGAAAAACUGAAGUUGAGUUAUUGUGGAGUCACAGAAGAAAGUUGUGCUGCUCUUGCUUUAGCUCUGAGAUCAAACCCCUCAAACCUGAAAGAACUCGAUCUGUCUGGAAUUGAACUAGGAGCGUCAGGACUGAAUCUACUCUCUGAUGGACUGAAGGAUCCUCACUGUAAACUGGAGAAACUGAAGUUGAGUUAUUGUGGAGUCACAGAAGAAAGUUGUGCUGCUCUGGCUUUAGCUCUGAGAUCAAACCCCUCAAACCUGAAAGAACUCGAUCUGUCUGGAAUUGAACUAGGAGCGUCAGGACUGAAUCUACUCUCUGAUGGACUGAAGGAUCCUCACUGUAAACUGGAGAAACUGAAGGUGAGGGAUUGUGGUGUCACAGAUGAAGGUUGUGCUGCUCUGGCUUCAGCUCUGAGAUCAAACCCCUCACACCUGAGAGAACUGGAUCUAUCCAGAAAUGACAUGGGAGAUUUAGGAGUCACGCUGCUUUCUGAUCUACUGCAGGAUCCUUGCUGUAAACUAAAAAUAUUGAGUAAUGACUCUCAACUGAUUCGAAAAAUGUUAAAAUUAAAUCUGAAGAAGAAGUUUCAGUGUCUGUAUGAAGAAACAGAAAAGCAGGAAACCCCAACACUUCUGAAUGAGAUCUACACAGAGCUCUACAUCACAGAGAGUGAAAGUGGAGAGAUAAGUAAUGAGCAUGAGGUGAGACAGAUUGAGACACAAUCCAGGACAGCAGCAACACAGGACAAACCAAUCAAAUGCAGUGACAUCUUUAGACCUUUACCUGGACAAGACAAAGCCAUCAGAACUGUGCUGACAAAGGGAGUCGCUGGCAUUGGAAAAACAGUCUCUGUGCAGAAGUUCAUUGUGGACUGGGCUGAAGGGAAAGAAAAUCAGGACAUCCAGCUCAUAUUUCCACUUCCUUUCAGAGAGCUCAACUUGAUGAAGAACAAAACACUCAGUCUUUCAGAUCUUCUUCAUGUUUUUUUUCCUGAAACAAAAGAAAUGGAAAUAUCCAGGAAUGAAUAUAAAGUCUUGUUCAUCUUUGAUGGUCUGGAUGAAUGUCGUCUGUCUCUGGAUUUUCAGAUUGAUGUGAGGUUGUGUGAUGUAAGUGAAUCAGCCUCAGUGGAUGUGCUGCUGAUGAACCUCAUUGUGGGGAAUCUGCUUCCCUCUGCUCUCAUCUGGAUCACCUCCAGACCAGCAGCAGCUGAUCUCGUCCCGUCUGAGUGUGUCCAUCUAGUGACAAAGGUACGAGGCUUCGGUGAGUCACAGAAAGAGGAAUACUUCAGGAAGAGAAUCAGUAAAAAGGGAUUAGCUGAAAAAAUCAUCACACACCUGAAGUCAUCAAGGAGCCUCUACAUCAUGUGCCACAUCCCAGUGUUCUGCUGGAUCUCAGCCACUGUUCUAGAAAAGAUGUUGAGUGAAGCAGAGAGUGGAGAGAUUCCCAAGACUCUCACUCAAAUGUACACACACUUCCUGAUUAUUCAGACCAACAUCAAACAUGAGAAGGACUAUGAGAAGAAAGUCAAAGAUGAAGACACAGUUCUCAAACUGGGGAAACUGGCUUUUCAGCAGCUUGUGAAGGGCAACCUGAUCUUCUAUGAGGAAGACCUGAGAGAGUGUGGCAUUGAUGAGACAGAAGCAUCAGUGUACUCAGGAUUGUGCACUCAGACCUUCAGAGAGGAGUUUGGCUUGUAUCAGGGAAAAGUUUUCUGCUUUGUUCAUCUGAGCAUCCAGGAACAUCUAGCAGCUCUGUAUGCACACCUCUCCUUUACAAACAAGGAAAGAUAUGUGUUUGAUCAAACCAAACAAAGCCUGUUUUCUAAAAUCUUAAUUCAGAAGAAAUAUGCUUCAUUAUCUGAGCUGCAUAAGAGAGCAGUGGAUCAGUCUUUACAGAGUAAAAAUGGACAUCUGGACCUUUUCCUGCAUUUCCUUCUGGGUCUUUCUCUGAAGUCUAAUCAGACUGUCCUACAAGAGGUACUGACACAGACAGGAAGCUGCUCCUACAGCAAAAAGGAAACAGCUGACUUUAUCAAACAGAAGAUCAGGGAGAAUCCCUCUCCAGAGAGAUCUAUCAAUCUCUUCCACUGUCUGAAUGAACUUGGUGAUGAUUCACUGAUGCAGGAGAUCCAAGAUUAUUUGAAAUCUGGACAAAUAGGAGAAACCAAACUCUCCUGUUCACAGUGGUCAGCUCUGGUUUAUGUGUUGCUGACAUCAGAGCGAAAGAUGGAAGUUUUUGAUCUAAACCAGUUUAUUGGAGCAGAAAAUACAGCAGAUGAAGUUCUCCAGAAGCUGCUGCCUGUGGUUAAAGAAUCCAGAUCAGUUCAGUUGAGUGAUUGUGGUGUCACAGAUGAAGGUUGUGCUGCUCUGGCUUCAGCUCUGAGAUCAAACCCCUCAAAUCUGAAAGAACUGGAUCUGUCUGGAAGUGAACUAGGAGCGUCGGGACUGAAUCUACUCUCUGAUGGACUGAAGGAUCCUCACUGUAAAUUGGAAAAACUAAUGUUGAGGGAUUGUGGAGUCACAGAAGAAAGUUGUGCUGCUCUGGCUUCAGCUCUGAGAUCAAACCCCUCACACCUGAGAGAACUGGAUCUAUCCAGUAAUGAAAUAGGAGAUUUAGGAGUCAAACUGCUUUCUGAUCUACUGCAGGAUCCUCACUGUAAACUAAACAUAUUGAGUAAUCACUCUCAACUGAUUCAAAGAAUGCUUAAAUUAAAUCUGAAGAAGAAGUUUCAGUGUCUGUAUGAAGGAACAGCAAAGCAGCAAACCCCAACACUCCUGAAUGAGAUCUACACAGAGCUCUACAUCACAGAGAGUGAAAGUGGAGAGAUCAAUAAUGAGCAUAAAGUGAGACAGAUUGAGACACAAUCCAGGAGAGCAGCAACAGAGGACAAACCAAUCAAAUGCAAUGACAUCUUUAGACCUUUACCUGGACAAGACAAAGCCAUCAGAACUGUGCUGACAAAUGGAGGCGCUAGCAUUGGAAAAACAGUCACUGUACAGAAGUUUAUUGUGGACUGGGCUGAAGGGAAAGAGAAUCAGGACAUCCAGCUCAUAUUUCCACUUCCUUUCAGAGAGCUUAAUCUAAUGAAGAACAAAACACCCAGUCUUUCAGGUCUUCUUCAUGUCUUUUUUCCUGAAACAAAAGAAAUGGAAAUAUUCAGCAAUGACUAUAAAGUCUUGUUCAUCUUUGAUGGUUUGGAUGAGUGUCGCUUGUCUCUGGAUUUUCAGAGUGAUGUGAGGUUGUGUGAUGUAAGCAAAUCAGCCUCAGUGGAUGUGCUGCUGAUGAACCUCAUUGUGGGGAAUCUGCUUCCCUCUGCUCUCAUCUGGAUCACCUCUAGACCAGCAGCAGCUGAUCUUAUUCCCUCUAAGUGUGUCCAUCGAGUGACGGAGGUACGAGGCUUCAAUGAGCCACAGAAAGAGGAAUACUUCAGGAAGAGAAUCAGUAAAAAGAGAUUAGCUGAAAAAAUCAUCACACACCUGAAGUCAUCAAGGAGCCUCUACAUCAUGUGCCACAUCCCAGUGUUCUGCUGGAUCUCAGCCACUGUUCUAGAAAAGAUGUUGAGUGAAGCAGAGAGUGGAGAGAUUCCCAAGACUCUUACUCAAAUGUACACACGCUUCUUGAUCAUUCAGACCAACAUCAAACAUGAGAAGGACUAUGAGAAGAAAGUCAAAGAUGAAGACAUGAUCCUCAAACUGGGAAAAUUGGCUUUUCAGCAGCUUGUGAAAGGCAACCUGAUUUUCUUUGAGAAAGACCUGAGAGAGUCUGGCAUUGAUGUGACAGAAGCAUCAGUGUACUCAGGAUUGUGCACUCAGAUCUUCAGAGAGGAGUUUGGCUUGUAUCAGGGGAAAAUCUUCUGCUUUGUUCAUUUGAGCAUCCAGGAACAUCUAGCAGCUCUGUAUGCACACCUCUCCUUUACAAACAAGGAAAGAAAUGUGUUUGAUCAAAGCAAACAAAGCCCAUUUUCUAAAAUCUUAAUUCAGAAGAAAUAUGCUUCAUUAUCAGAGCUGCAUCAGAGAGCUAUGGAUGAGGCUUUACACAGUAAAAAUGGACAUCUGGACCUUUUCCUGCGUUUCCUUCUGGGUCUUUCAUUGGGGUCUAAUCAGACUGUCCUUCAAGAAGUACUGACACAGAUAGGAGGCUGCUCCUACAGGAAAGAGGAAACAGUUGACUUUAUCAAACAGAAGAUAAUGGAGAAUCCCUCUCCAAAGAGAUCCAUCAAUCUGUUCCACUGUCUGAAUGAACUUGGUGAUGAUUCACUGAUGCAGGAGAUCCAAGAUUAUCUGAAAUCUGGACACAUAGGAGAAACCAAACUCUCUUGUUUACAGUGGUCAGCUCUGGUUUAUGUGUUGCUGACAUCAGAGCAGAAGAUGGAUGUGUUUGAUCUAAAACAGUUUAUUGGAACCCAAAAUACAGCAGAUGAAGUUCUUCAGAAGCUGCUGCCUGUGGUUAAAAAAUCCAGAUCAGUUCAGUUGAGUGACUGUGGUGUCACAGAUGAAGGUUGUGCUGCUCUGGCUUCAGCUCUGAGAUCAAACUCCUCACGCCUGAGAGAACUGAAUCUAACUGGAAAUAGACCAGGAGUGUCAGGACUGCAUCUGCUCUCUGAUCUACUGAAGGAUCAUCACUGUAAACUGGAAAAACUAAAGUUGAGUGAUUGUGGUGUCACAGAUGAAGGUUGUGCUGCUCUGGCUUCAGCUCUGAGAUCAAACCCCUCACACCUGAAACAACUAGAGCUGUCUGGAAAUGAACUAGGAGUGUCAGGACUGAAUCUGCUUUCUAAUGGACUGAAGGAUCCUCACUGUAAACUGGAAAAACUGAAGUUGAUGAAUUGUGGUGUCACAGAUGAAGGUUGUGCUGCUCUGAGAUCAAACCCCUCACACCUGAGAGAACUGGAUCUGACUGGAAAUAAACUAGGAGACUCAGGACUGAAUCUGCUUUCUGAUGGACUGAAGGAUCCUCACUGUAAACUGGAGACACUAAAGUUGAUGAAUUGUGGUGUCACAGAUGAAGGUUGUGCUGCUCUGGCUUCAGCUCUGAGAUCAAACCCCUCACACCUGAGAGAACUGGAUCUGACUGGAAAUAAACUAGGAGACUCAGGACUGAAUCUGCUUUCUGAUGGACUGAAGGAUCCUCACUGUAAACUAGAGACACUAAAGUUGAUGAAUUGUGGUGUCACAGAUGAAAGUUGUGCUGCUCUGGCUUCAGCUCUGAGAUCAAACCCCUCACACCUGAGAGAACUGGAUCUGACUGGAAAUAAACUAGGAGACUCAGGACUGAAUCUGCUU
Labeo rohita (rohu) is the source of this 11302-nucleotide messenger RNA. RefSeq lists its product as uncharacterized. Lineage: Eukaryota; Metazoa; Chordata; Actinopteri; Cypriniformes; Cyprinidae. The record is from RefSeq and is a predicted model, not a curated record. Gene Ontology annotation, molecular function: protein binding. The annotation marks the transcript as partial. The transcript is spliced from 30 exons.